Molecule: messenger RNA, 3312 nt
Organism: Paramisgurnus dabryanus
Lineage: Eukaryota; Metazoa; Chordata; Actinopteri; Cypriniformes; Cobitidae
Gene: trpa1a
Product: transient receptor potential cation channel, subfamily A, member 1a
Biological process (GO): monoatomic ion transmembrane transport
Cellular component (GO): membrane; transmembrane transporter complex
Molecular function (GO): protein binding; monoatomic ion channel activity
Source: RefSeq, a predicted model, not a curated record
AUGACAGAAAUGACACUCGUCAACAAGUCCAGACAGUCCUUUGACAGUGUUAUGGAUGGGGAUGACAACAGCCAUAUACACACAAAUGUAUUUGAGUGGGCUUUGCAAGGAAACACGGAUGCUCUGGAGAAGCACGCCAGGUACCUGGACAUACGUGACCCUAGCGGUGCCAGCCCACUACACUAUGCUGCAUCCAGGGGACAUUUUUGCACCAUCAAACUUAUUGUGCAGAUCACCGGACAACAAGAGAUGAAUAUCAGGGACGAGGACGGCAAUACUCCAUUGCACUGGGCUGUACAGAGGGACCAGGCACGGAGCUGCUCUGUAUUGCUGAACCUGGGAGCCGAUCCGAACAUCCUCAAUAACAGCCACCAGUCACCGCUACAUCUAGCUGUCAGCCUAGGCAAUAAUGCCCUGGUAGAACAACUCGUCCUGCAUGAACAAACCGAUGUGAACCUGGAAGGGGACCUGGGAAACACGCCUCUUAUAUUAGCUGCUUGUUUGAAUAACCAUGUGGCUCUAAGCAUUUUGUACACACAUGGUGCAAAACUGUGUCGUCAAAACAAACUUGGACAUUUCCCUAUUCAUUCUGCUGCAUUUUUUGGAGCUAAGAAAUCAAUGGAGGUCAUUCUUCAGAAAGGGGAAGAAGCUGGUAUGUCCAUUGAUGCCCAUAUAAACUAUGUGGAUAAAUCCUGCAGCAGUCCACUGCACCUGGCUGUACGUGGAGGAAAUCUUGAAGUGAUUAAACUCUGCAUUGCAUACGGAGCAAAGAUUCAUCAGCAGCAGUGUGAUAGGUCAACCGCUCUCCAUUUUGCAUGCAGCCAGGGUGCCGUUGAGGCUGUUAGAGUCAUGCUGUCGGCUUACAGUAAAGUGGGUGAACUUAUAAACAUCACUGAUGGAGCCCACCAGACACCUCUACACAAAGCGGCAAUUUUUGAUCAUUUUGAACUCUCAGAGUACCUCAUUUCACAGGGUGCUGAUAUUGACUUUGUUGACUGCAAAGGCAAUUCACCCCUCCUACUGGCAACAAGUUGUGGAGCAUGGAGAACUGUUAAUCUGCUCAUUUCUCACGGGGCUGAUCUGACGAAGAAAGAUAAAUCUGGAUGCAAUUUCUUGCAUCUCGCAAUUUUGCAACCCAGGGGGCUGAAAAAUCUGCCCACAGAGGUACUGCAGCAUGAGAGUGUAAGAGAGCUCUUGAAUGAUGAGGAUAUGGAGGGCUGUACUCCUCUUCAUUAUGCCUGUAGACUGGGAAUACCGGAGAGUGUGAAGAAUAUCUUGGGAUUAGAGGUCUCACUGGAUCAAAAAUGCAAACAAAAGAAAUCUGCACUUCAUUUUGCAGCUGAAUAUGGAAGGAUCAACACAUGCCACAGGCUUCUGGAGAUGAUGACAGACACCAGACUGUUGAAUGAAGGGGAUGAGAACGGACUGACCCCUCUGCACCUGGCAUCUUGUGGCGGUCAUGUUAAAGUUGUCGAACUUCUUCUCCGCAAGGGGGCGUUGUUUCACAGUGAUUACAGAGGAUGGUCGUGUCUGCAUCAUGCUGCAUCUGAAGGAUACACACAGACCAUGGACACGUUGCUGGCAUCUAACAUUAAACUGCUGGACACAACUGAAGGAGAUGGGAACACAGCUUUACAUCUGGCAGCCAGGGCAGGACAUGUGGCUGCCGUAAGACUGCUGUUAUACAGAGGAGCCAAGAUUAUCCUGAACAAGAGUGAUGCUUCUUUCCUGCAUGAGGCUGUACAUCACGGGAGGACAGAGGUUACUGAUGCUGUGAUCGAGAGUGAUAGGUGUGAGGAGGCUAUGACAACAUAUAAACCAAAUUCAGGAAAACGCUGCAUCGUUAUGGACAUGAUUGAGUUUCUUCCAGAAUCCUUUAAACAUCUUCUAGACACAUGCAUAAUGGAGGCAGAGGAAGAUGUAAACUCCUGCAGUUACUUUAUUGAAUACAAUUUCAGGUGGCUUCAGCAUCCACUGCAAAAGCUUAAAAAGGAAAGUGGGACAAGAGACGGCACCUACAAACCUCUCAAUGCACUAAACGCUAUGGUACAUUUUAAUCGUGUCAGCUUGCUGACCCAUCCAGUCUGCAAGAAAUAUUUAGAGAUGAAAUGGAAUGCUUAUGGCAUCAAGGCACAUCUCCUUAAUAUGACUGUGUACGCACUCGGGGUGUUUCCCUUAACAUACCUCAUCGUGAGCUUGAGGCCCACAUUAAACACCGCACACAAUGUGACAUCAGUCGACAUGGUCUGCACAUCCCUGCAGCAGCAAUCAUAUUUUAUAACAACAAGCAUGUUCCUCAUUCUCGCUAUGAAUCUGUAUGCAGUUGGAAAGGAGAUCCUGCAAAUGGUUCAUCAGCGAGUGAAUUAUUUGCGAGACUCGUCUAACUACAUGGACUGGGCCGCUGCCAUCUCCGCCCUGCUGUUUGUGGUGCCGCUUCUGCAGAACACAAAGAGGAUCUGGAACUGGCAGGCUGGAGCGCUGGCCGCUUUGGCCUCCUGGAUCAAUCUCCUCCUUUAUCUCCAGCGGUUUGAACGAAUUGGUAUAUAUGUGGUAAUGUUUCGAGAGAUCUCCAGAACACUGCUGAGCAUUAUUGUGCUGUUUUUCUGCUUGAUAUUGGCAUUUGCUUUGUCCUUCUAUGCCUUGAUGAUCGAACAGCGACACUUCGGUAGGCUGUUCCUUUCGCUGAUGCAGACCUUUGUCAUGAUGGUAGGAGAAAUCAACUACCAGGACAAUUUCCUGAAACCCUUCCUGCAGGGAACUCUUCCAUUCCCGAACUUGACGCUGGCAAUGUUUGUUUGGUUCGUCUUACUCGUACCCAUUCUCCUCAUGAACCUACUGAUUGGUUUGGCUGUCGGUGACAUCGCGGAGGUUCAGACAAACGCUUGCUUGAAGCGUAUUGCAAUGCAGAUUGAACUUCACACUAAUCUGGAGGAGAGGCUUCCCUACUGGUUUAUGAAGAGGGUGGACCAGAUCUCCGUUAAGGAAUUCCCAAACAGAUGCUUCAGAGGAAAGAAAAAGUGGUUUUUCUUUGGGAAUAAAGUGAAGAGUGUCAGGACUCGUCUUAGUCCCACAACACCUCAGUGCACUCCGGUCGAACGGGAGCUAGCCAAACAAAAAUACAGGCUGAAGGAGAUAGCAGAGAUUUUGGAAAAACAACACAACCUGCUGAAGCUCGUAGUGCAGAAGAUGGAGAUCAGCUCAGAGGCUGAAGACCACGAUGGCCCUCCAAUCUUUCAAGAGUUGAAAGAGAAACUCCUCACUAGAAGCAAAUGGGGACCUCUGCUCAGGGCUGUUACUGCGAAAAGGAAAUGA